CUCAUAGUUUGUAUAAAAACACACCGAGGACUCAGACAUGACAGACAUUACCAUGAUCCCCUACUGGAAGACCCUUUGCUGUGUUUUGCUGUUGGCGCUGAUGGGUGCUCCAGGUGUGGAGGCAUGGCCGGAGAUCUCCUGGCCCGGGCAGGUGACGGCUGGUUCCAGUAAGACGUUCACCUGCUCCUCUCCCUGCAACCCGGACUGCGUCUUCACCUGGUACUUUAAGGGUCGCACGAUCAACGGGAGCUCGUUUUCGUGGACUCCUGACGGGCAGGACAACACGGUGGAGUUAAAGUGCAACGUGCUCAAUCCACGAACAGGAGCCCGCAGCAUCAUCUCCAUAGUAGACAUCAGGAAUCCAGUGUCUGUGCAAAUCUUCCCUCCAAACAAUGUCCCAACUCUAAACCGGACCCUGGUUCUGCUGUGCCAUCGUGCUCCACCUGGUGACUUCUCGGGCCCAUCGCAGCUGGCGGACCCGGUGGUGUGGUACAAAGACGGGCAGAAAAUGACUCCACAUGAACAGAAAAUAAACAACGUCAUGCUUCACUUUGACUCGCUGCUGCCUUCUGAUGCUGGAUUCUACAUGUGCGAGAUUACGGUUCACCAGACAAGAGUUUUCAGCCGGGGUUAUCUGCUCAGCUUCGAUGCGUGGAACGUCAGCAUCAGCGGACCUGACAUCGUGUUUCCAGGCAGAUUGAGUGAAUUCACCUGCUUGACGAGCUGCUCCUUAAACGUGGACUGUACGGUCAGAUGGGAGUUCAGGCAGGGUUUUCCCAUUGGUACCUACUUCUCAGUGAAUCAGAAUAAGCUCAAGUGGACUCCCUCAAUGCCCGGUACCUUCCAGAAAUUCACCUGUGUUGCAGAAAAUGCAGCUGCUGGUCGCUCGGCUGAGGACACCAAGAUGGUAGAAGUUAAAGGUAUUCCUCUCUCUGGAUCAGAGGCGCUGCAGCUCAGUGGACCUUUUACAAUGAUGCUGAGCCUGGGACUGCUGCUGCUCUCUGGUUCAUAAAGCUGUUAAAUUGUAUUACAUUUUAAGCCUAAAUGAUUCAAUUUGCCUUUUUCCAAAUGCUCUUCUUUGCCUUUAUCUUGUUCUUUUAUUUAAUAAAUACAGUCGUUCACCAAUUCCAAUACAUUUCAUUAAUUCAUCACAGGUGUUGUACCAUGAAAUGCUGUGAAAAUGAAAUAAAAGUGUACCAAAGAAAA
Messenger RNA from Eleginops maclovinus (Patagonian blennie), 1206 nucleotides. RefSeq lists its product as uncharacterized. NCBI's taxonomy places the organism in Eukaryota, Metazoa, Chordata, Actinopteri, Perciformes, Eleginopidae. Bases 38 to 1012 code for a protein of 324 amino acids. The transcript has 5 exons. The record is from RefSeq and is a predicted model, not a curated record.